Caenorhabditis angaria is the source of this 1152-nucleotide messenger RNA. The record is from the annotation of a GenBank genome assembly. Lineage: Eukaryota; Metazoa; Nematoda; Chromadorea; Rhabditida; Rhabditidae.
AUGGCGACCCUGAAAACAGAUCCUGAAACAAUUAUAGGAACUUUGCUACAUCUAUUGUUAACCACUUUGUUGAUUUGUGUGUACACUAUGAAAUUAUAUCAACAAAAACAUCAUUUGAUUAUGGUACGUUUAAAAUUGUUUUUAUAACUUCAGAAUCAAAUUCCAGGAACAUCAAUGGCUAAUCAAUCAACUAUUCUGGUUACUGUCUGUGGUUUGCUGGUUUGCAAAUGUGUUGUAUUUUUUUGGAUUGAUGUUAUUUUCUUUGAAAGGUACAUAUAGAUUUCCAGUAUAUGCCAUUGUGACCAUAGCAAUUGCUACUAUUGGACUCUUUGUCAAGCAAAACCUUGGUCGAAUUCUACCAAUUUUGAUGUCAUUUUGGAUUUUCUUAUACAUCAAUUUUCGAUUUUUACACAAAGUUCUUGAUACUCAACAUCCAUUUUUGUUCAAGAAAAGAGUUCAAUUUUUGGCUAUAAUAAGUGUGUCAAUUGUUUCAAUGUGGUUGUACAGUAGAUUCGCCGUGAACUGUGUCAUUUCACUCGAUCUUCCCACCUUUCAAUGUGAAUUCCACAUGGUUAGUUGUGUUUUGAAAUGUUCUAUUUUUUAAUAGAAAACAUUAUAGAUGUACGAUAUGGAUCAAGAAUGCAACUUGACAAUUUUUACUCCAAAAACCUCAGAAUUAUCGUUGAAAACCAAUAUGAUCUUUGAGGUUUUCAACACUUCAAGUAUUCCUCUUUUAUUUUUAUAUUCAUUAGGAUUCCGUUAUAUUUUGGAAAAAUCUGGAAAAGUUAUAGUAUUCGAAAAAUCGAAAGAAAUCUUCGGUGUUUUCCAAUAUUCUCCAAUUUUUGUAUAUGGAAUUGUAAGUUUAUCUUUUCAAAAGUUUGGAGCAAUUGUGUUACACAGAUUCGCCUUCAUCUCACCAUCAUUCAUUUUUUCUACGUUGUCGACUUUUUUGUGCCUUUCGAUAUUUUGUCAUUUCUAAUUUUUUGCGAUUCCACAUCGGUUUUCGUAUACACAAUACCUUUAAUGUUUUUAUUCACAAAUACCAAUAUUGCUGCAAAAAUUUGGAAGAAACGAUUUUUGAAUGUUGAAUCAAAUAAAGUCCAUAAACGUGGAACUGGACAAAUCGAGAUAAAGACGAAUGUUGGAAUAUAA